AAGAGUUGGGCCUGAUUGAGGCAAAGCCCAACCCAUAUUUAUGGCGGGAAAGUCGAAGUGAUACCAACAGGCGUGUCGUGUGCGUGUCCGGUAAGCUUCGUGAAUGCCCAUUAAAAGUCGUCAAACUUGAGAAACGUCCCGCCGUCCUCAACCGCUGUACUACUCCUUUCACUACUCUACUCCUCAUUUUCCGCUUUCACCUUCUUUAUUACAGUCUCAUUUCCCUCAUUUUUUUGCCCCCACAUUGCUCGCCCCUAGUCUCCUCGCCGUCACAGAUAAGAGAUAAUGACGCUUUUGAGGUCUCGCGAGGUGACUUCGGCAUCCAAGCCUAAACUCUCUCCAAAAACCCUAGAAAAUGAUGUAUUGGAACCGACAACUCCAUCAAAAUCUCUCGAGACUUUAGUCCAACCUCUAUGUAACGUCACUCCCACUUCUCCUUCUCUGGCUAGUUGUGACAUUCUUCGUGUUGCUGCAAGGAGGAGUUUGAGAUUGGCUUCUAAAACUGGUUUGAGGGAAGUUAUGAGUCAUAAAGGAAAGAGUAAGGAUUUUGAGAUUGAUAAUGGCAAGAAUUUGAACAGUGUCCUUGGUGUAGAAAGCGGGGGUUUGGGGGUGUUACAUAGUGAAGCAGUUGAAGAAGUAGGUCUGAGUGAAUCUGAUGAUAAAGGAAAUUCAGCCUGCAGUGAGGAAAGAAUUGAAAAUAUGAAAGAGGGAAAUGAGGAGAAAAGGACAAGUAUGGAAGUGCAGGGAGAAGGGGACACUAAGUUUUUGAGUUUGCGGUCAGGCAAGAAAAUCUAUAAGAGAGUAGUUGAAGAAUGCAGUGGUGGCUCCGUGGGCGAUACUGGAUCUGUUGGGAAUGGUUGCGAUGAGAUGUUGUCUCAAGGAAAGCUAAGUGAAGGAAUGCCAAACAGUUUCUGUUCAGAUGGCUCCAGCGAUAAGUUAGGGACAAGUUCAGUUGAACCUUCAAGUGUUAAGAGGAGGAGAUUCAGUAGAGAAGAGAAAUGUAAAGCCACAGUUUCUGAACAGGAUUUGUCAGUGGUUCAUUCGGUGAAAUUGGAACCAGAGGUAGCAUAUGAGAUAUUAAUUGAACACACAGUACCUCACUCUGCCUGUUUUCCAGAAACUGUUCAGGGUGAUGGGCAAGCUGUCACUUUACAAAAUCGCGAUUCAGGGACAAGGAGGCUUAGCAGAGAGGAAAAGGGAAAAAAAGUGAUGGCUGGGGAUGAUUUGCGUCAUGAUGUUGAUACAUUGGAAGGAAAAUCCCAGCAUGGGGCAGAGAAACUUGUUGAUGAAAUCAUUUCAAGUGCUAUUAAUUUCUCAGAGAAUAGGACAAUUCAGGAGGGAGAGCAAGUUUCAGAUACCAAUGGCACUGUAACUGAUACAAGAAGAGUUCAUAGAGAAAGAUUUAGGGAUAUUGCUAGGCGAAAUGCUUCGAGGUUUGCUCAUUUCUCUUCUCAAGCAGAAGAGGAUACCAAUGUCGCUGAUGAGGCUGCUGAGGAAAUUCCACAGGAGACAAUGGGGACUGAAGAAACAGAAGACUGGCCCGGUCCAUUUUCAACUGCUAUGAAAAUUAUUAGAGAUCGUGAAACGAACAUCAAGCAUCAACAGAAGAGUAACUCUGAGAAAAGUAAGGUUGAGGUGGUAUGGGUUCCCAUAAAGGACCAGCAAUGCCAAUCUAGAAAGCUGGUGGUUCCCUCACUACAAGACCUUUGCAUGGGCAUUUUAGUGAAGAAUGCAGAUGCAAUCACUUCACUUGAUUGUGUACCUGAUGCACUUAGGCACAAGAUUUGCCGGUCACUGUGCGAUGCUAGGAAAAUGACGUAUCAAUUUUUUGAACUUCUUAUCCGUGGAUCUCCUACAGAGAUACGUGUAAGGGAUUGUUCAUGGUUGAAUGAGGAGCAGUUCACAGAAAGCUUUGAAGGAUGCAAUACCAACAACUUGGUGGUGAGUUUUAAUUCUUUCUCCUUUACUUAUGCUAUAUUUGAUUGGAGUGAAAGGGUAAUGGUUGGAGAUGUUGUAAGUAAAAGUCAGCCGUUUGGCCAUGAAAAGUUUUUACUUUUUUACGGUAAAAGAAGUGAAAACUGUUUACUUAUUUUCACUCAUACUUCUCUCACAAAAUUUCAAAAACAACUUUAAUUUAUAUUUAUGGCCAAACAGAACUCCAACUCCAACUCCGGAAAAUUAUAAUUUUCAUGGCCGAACGGGGCCAUAUUAGGAAAUAUUAGAAAGUAUGAAGUAAAAGUUGAGGGAUUGCAUUGCUUUGAAUCAUCAGUGUUGGGUACCAUGUAGUUUUGAUGAUUGACAAACUGACACAUGAAUGAAACAUGUUACUUAAGUUGGUCCACGCAUAGGAAAGCAGAAUUCCAGUUUCGCUGAUAGAUGCAGACAAAAUUGCUUAAAGACAAGAACGAAUAAGCAAGCCUAAUUCUGAUAUACUCAAGCUACUGAUCAUGUGGGAAAUAUAACAAGUUGAAUUUGAUUCAAACACUUAACGAUAAGGGAAAGCAAUUUGAGUUGAAAAAAGAGUCCUACGUGUAGAAGGAGUUUCACUUCUGAGUAUAUCUUGAAGAGUCCUAUGUGUGGGAGGAGAAAGAUUUUGAUAAAUAAACAUGUCCUGAUUUAAAAGAGUUGGAGUUUUACUACAACACUAAGGAGACAAGAGUUGGAAAUAAAGAAAGAGUCUCACUUGAAGUAGAACUCUAUGCAAUGAGAGUUUUAAUUAAAGGAGGAGUUUGAAAUAAAGAAUGACUCUUUGAAGAGCUGUACUUAAAUAGAAGAUGCAUCAGUCAGAAUAAUACACGCACUUACAAAGCAGAAAAGCACAAUUGACAGAUUGACUUCACGAAGUGCUACUCAAUCACUGAAGAAACACAUUGAAGAACCUGGUCCUAAAUAUAGAAUCCAGCUAAGAGUUUUAGCUUUGAUUUUUAGAGUUCUUCAUUGUGUUUGAGCUAUUGAUGUAAUAUUAGUUUCAGUGUGUUAUAAACUGAAUUAGGAGAUAAUCUUCGAGUUGGGGAAAACUCAGAGACUUUGGGAACGUAUACCUUGGGAGGUGUGUGUGUAGUUAGGAAUUAGAGUUUAUCAUUCCUAGUUGUUGAGUCAAAAGAAUUAGAGCUUAUAAUUCCCAGUUGUUGAGUUAUAGGGAUUAGAGUUUAUAAUUCCUAUUUGUUGGUUACAAGAGUUUUGUUAUCAGUCAUUGUUGAGGCUCAGAGUUAUUUAGUGAAGUUGGGGUUAAAUCCUGUAGAGGUGCAGGUCGUGUUUUUUUACACCUUUUGAGACGGGUGUUUUCCACGUAAAAA
Capsicum annuum is the source of this 3296-nucleotide messenger RNA. RefSeq lists its product as uncharacterized. The record is from RefSeq and is a predicted model, not a curated record. NCBI's taxonomy places the organism in Eukaryota, Viridiplantae, Streptophyta, Magnoliopsida, Solanales, Solanaceae. The transcript is spliced from 2 exons. Bases 286 to 2133 code for a protein of 615 amino acids.